AUGAAUUCGUAUUCAAAUCUUGAUAGAGCUGAUGCCGAGAGCGUUACGGUUUGGCUUACUUCAUUUUUGGCUAACCCAAAUUCAUUGGCUUUGCUUAGUCCAACAACUAAAUCUAAUUUAGUAAAUUCUCUUCUCGAAGACCUCGCCGAAAAUGGGGUUCAAGAAGAAUGGAAUGAUAAAGCACGAUUACUGGCCUUACAAACGUUAAAAACGUUGGGGCGUGAUCCAAUUGGAUGUGAUCUCAUGUUUUCUGAUUCGGGGUUUCAUACUCUUAUGGCUCACGCUCAUAUCCUUCAAGAUUUCGGAGAAUUAGUUGAUACUCCUGUCUCGCAAGAAGCAUUAAUAUGCAUCGCAAAUGCGCUUCUAAUGAAAGAAGAUACACGUGACUUGUUCGAAAAGCACAAAGGCCUGCCUAACUCGAUCUAUCGACUUAGGCAAGAAAUUCUUUCGAUAAAUUCGCAAUUUCUUUUUUCUCGUAUUCUCUUUCUUAUGACGGUAAAACCAUGUAUUGCUGUUAAACAGUUGAUCGAUGAACUUGAUAUAAUUGAUCUUUUGACCAAAAGCAUAUCAACUCAUGUCAACGAAAUAUCUUCUCCGGACGCAAGCCAAGAAUUCACCACACCAUUCACGCGAGAAAUGGUGUUAAAUGAACAACUAAAAUUAAUUUUUAAUUUAAUGGUAAACGAACCUAAAUUAGAUCGUGAUGAUGAGAAGAACAAAGAACCUGUUAUCACCUCAAAAUUCAACAAAUUACUUUAUCCAAUCAUUCAAAUAAUAACAAAAAUUACGCUGCCCUCGCCUUUGCCACUUGCACCGCCACAUUCUCAUGCGAUUCACGCGCUUUUAAAUUUUCCGAUUGAACAAUGCAAAUCGAUUUUGUUUCCGCCCGAGCCACCAAAUGAACAAUAUUUGUUAGUUGAAAUACUGUUAAAUAUUUUUCAAGAAAUGAUCUUCAUCGCCAUAAAGGGUGACCCUGAUUCCGAUACUGAUCAUCAAACAAAUUACCGUGUGGACUUUGACGAAGUGAUAACACCUUUGGUAGUGUUAUUGAAAAAGUUUUGCGAAGAAGACCAAACGGCUAAAGCAAAAAUAAAAAAUAAACUAUUGCCCGAUGACAUUGACCGUUCUAAGCCAUUAGAGAAAGGAGAAACAUUAUCUGCGCGACUUAUUAGAUUAAUGACGUCAAUCAUGUUUCCUAAUCUACGAGAUAAUGUCAGCGAAUUAUUAUUCGUAAUUUGUAAUGAAGAUGCACAACUCUUAAUUCAUCACGUUGGUUACGGAAAUGCAGCUGGUUUCCUUAUGAAGCGAAAUAUCCUGAUACCGCCGACCAGUUCUAGCAAUUUAUCAGACGAAACAGGUAAAGCAAUUAACCCUAUUACCGGCCAAUAUUACCAAGAGAAUGCACCAUCACUAGCCGAUAUGACCGACGAGGAAAAGGAAAGAGAGGCCGAAAAAUUAUUUGUAUUGUUUGAACGUCUCAAAAAAACGGGUGUAAUGUCCGUCGUUAAUCCGGUUGAACAAGCUAUAAAUUCUGGAAAAUUGGAAGAAAUAAACGAUGACGAUGAUUCUUCUUAG
This is a messenger RNA of Ambispora leptoticha, 1575 nucleotides long. Lineage: Eukaryota; Fungi; Glomeromycota; Glomeromycetes; Archaeosporales; Ambisporaceae. The record is from the annotation of a GenBank genome assembly.